Molecule: messenger RNA, 749 nt
Organism: Kogia breviceps (pygmy sperm whale)
Lineage: Eukaryota; Metazoa; Chordata; Mammalia; Artiodactyla; Physeteridae
Gene: HSPB6
Product: heat shock protein family B (small) member 6
Biological process (GO): response to heat; protein refolding
Cellular component (GO): cytoplasm; nucleus
Molecular function (GO): structural constituent of eye lens
Source: RefSeq, a predicted model, not a curated record
GCUGGGGCACUGCGAAGCCUAGGGCGGCGGCGGAGCACGAUGGAGAUCCCGGUGCCUGUGCAGCCGUCUUGGCUGCGCCGCGGCUCGGCCCCGUUGCCCGGGCUUUCGGCACCCGGGCGCCUCUUCGACCAGCGCUUCGGCGAGGGGCUGCUGGAGGCCGAGCUGGCUGCGCUCUGCCCCGCCGCGCUGGCCCCCUACUACUUGCGCGCACCCAGCGUGGCGCUGCCUACCGCCCAGGUAUCGACCGACCCCGGGCAUUUCUCGGUGCUGCUGGAUGUGAAGCACUUCUCACCGGAGGAAAUCGCCGUGAAGGUGGUUGGCGACCACGUGGAGGUGCACGCGCGCCACGAGGAGCGCCCGGUGAGCCCGCUGGCGGGGGCCGGGCCUGAACGAGAUGAGCACGGAUACAUCGCGCGCGAGUUUCACCGCCGCUACCGCUUGCCGCCUGGCGUGGACCCUGCGGCCGUGACGUCCGCGCUGUCCCCUGAAGGCGUCCUUUCCAUCCAGGCCGCACCUGCUCCGGCCCAGGCUCCACUGCCAUCGCCGCCAGCGGCUGUCGCCAAGUAGGAGCCAGGGCACGCGAACCCUGGGAGCCGCCUCAGGCCCCUCCACCGCACUUUUAGACCUGACUCCGCCCAGCCAGAUGUCCCGAGCGCGCCAAGACUACCCGCCCACCCAAUCUGGGAUCUGCCUUGAACCUUCCAACCUAGACGCAGCCUUGAUAACGUAGACCUUUCCACUGACACUGC